Belonocnema kinseyi is the source of this 3581-nucleotide messenger RNA. RefSeq names its product A disintegrin and metalloproteinase with thrombospondin motifs 7-like. The record is from RefSeq and is a predicted model, not a curated record. Gene Ontology annotation, cellular component: extracellular matrix. Gene Ontology annotation, molecular function: metalloendopeptidase activity. The transcript has 17 exons. Gene Ontology annotation, biological process: proteolysis; extracellular matrix organization. Bases 19 to 3447 code for a protein of 1142 amino acids. NCBI's taxonomy places the organism in Eukaryota, Metazoa, Arthropoda, Insecta, Hymenoptera, Cynipidae.
UUGGUCAGAAUUGCAGUUAUGAAAAAUCGUACAAUAUCAGUUUUUUUAAUACUUUGUGGCAUUGUGGCGAAUAGAUUAUUCGUCUAUGGCGGGGUUGUCGACAAAUAUAAAAAAAAACCCGGGAGUAUAUACCAUGGUAGAUACACGAGGGAUGUACCGGAUCCGCAUCUCUUGGUUCCACGUCGAGUUUUCCACGACGGAAUGUUCCACACCUACUCUCUGCCUGAGUACUACGAUCGUCGAAAAGUCAGAGCGAAGGGAAAGAGAUCCGUUGACGAUGCCAAUGAGGACAAAUUGCACCUGAUCCUUCCCUUUAAUGGGAUUGAUCACCAUGUCGAGCUCACCCCAUACCACGACUUCAUCUCUCCGGAAAUGGUGAUUGAGAUCCGUGGAGAGGGAAUCAGCACCGAUUUGAACAAAGGACUUGCAUUCAAGAGGGUGUCAGAUCAACAGUGCCAAUAUAGGGGUGCUGUCAGAGGUCACAAGAACUCAAGAGCUGCUUUGUCCCUCUGCGACGGAAUAGCUGGGUACGUGCACACCAAUCGUGGACGUUACUUUGUCGAACCUUUGCACGAAGUAGAACCUGAAUCAGAUGGUCAACAUGUUCACAUUGCUUAUCGAAGGGAUGCUCCUCACGAGAAAGAAGAUUCGUCCAAAACCUAUUGUGGAACCGAUGGUCUGAUUGUAUAUUAUCACCAAAUCCUUGCUUCCCUUACAUCUUUACAGUCUUUAAAAUCAGCACAUCUUUCCCUUAAAUCUUUACAGCCUUUAAAAUUAAUUUUCAGAAAUUUGAGGUUAGAAAACAUGACGAAUUUUAAAGACUUGACAAAUGAUGAAUUGGCUGUCGAGUCGCAGAAGGUGAUAGAUCAGGAAGUGGCUGCAAUUUUGAAAGACGAGAGAGAAUCAUUGCGCAAACCCCAGCCACCUGGAAAAGAAAGUGAGGAAUCGGAAGGACGUUCCGCUACAUUUGUUCGACAAAAUUAUCCGGGAUAUUGUGAAAGAGCAAAAGUAGAAUAUUACUAUACUAUGUCCGGACUGUACAAUUGUCUACAAGGUCCAAAUCGUGCUUGCUAUCUGAUCCUAAAUAAGGUUGAAAGACACGACAUUUGUGCCGAAGAUAGCGGAUGUUCCCUAAUGGGUUUGGCUUAUGUAUCGGCUAUUUGUGAUAGGCCAAAAGCAGCUUGCAUUAAUGAGGAUAGUGGUCUUCUUCUUGGAAUUAUAGUAGCUCAUGAAGUUGGACACACGUUAGGGUGUGCACACGAUACUGAAGAGAUCAGUGGUUGCGCAUCUCAGGAUAAAGAUGAAAGUUUUUUCCUUAUGUCACCAUAUGUAUUUAUAUACUCUUUAAGGUGGUCAUCCUGCAGUAGAAAAUUCAUAACUACUUUAAUGGAAACAGGUCUUGGAGAUUGCUUAACUGAUGAGCCGAAAAACCCUCUUGAUAAAUUUAAGUACCCCAACAUGUUGCCAGGCGUGAUGUAUGGAGCAGAUUUUCAGUGCAAGUUACUAUACAAUGAGACAGAACCGUGUGAUCAAAUGGGUGACUGUGAAGCUCUGUGGUGUCAGGGGAAUGGCCAGUGUAUGACCAAUGGUGCCCCUCCAGCAGAAGGAACUAAGUGUGCUGAAAAAAAGUGGUGCAUUCAUAAAGAAUGUGUGGAAAUUGGUUCUCGUCCGUUGGCAGUGAAUGGUGGCUGGGGUGAGUGGGGCAAGACGAGUGAGUGUUCGAGGACCUGCGGUGGGGGUGUCAAGUCUACGGAAAGGGAAUGUGACCAACCGGCUCCUUCAAACGGAGGUAGAUACUGCGUUGGAGAAAGAAAGAAAUACGCCAUUUGUAACACUACACCCUGUGAUCCAACAAAACCUUCAUUCCGAUCAGUUCAAUGUGAGGAAUUUAAUACAAAGGAAGUGCUAACUGACGGACUUCACAAAUGGACUCCAUACACAAAAGAGGGAUUAGACAUGUGCAAAUUAUACUGUCUUAACGAAAAAAACGUUUUUAUGGAACUUGCUCGAACAGUCAAAGAUGGAACUCCUUGUAAAGCUGGAACUAAAAAUAUAUGUGUUUCCGGAGUUUGCAGAAAAGUUGGCUGCGAUUGGGGAUUAGAUUCCGAUGCAGUUGAGGAUAAAUGUGGUGUUUGUAAAGGUGGCGGUGCAGGUUGUACUCCAGUGUUGGGAGAGUUCACAACUACAGGAUUAAAAAGUUACCAAAAAGUAGUUACAGUACCGAAAGGAAGUAGAAAUAUCCAUAUGUUUGAAAAGAAGCCCAGUCAAAAUGUCAUGGCAGUCAAACUUGGAAAAGAAGAAAAGUAUUGCCUAAACGGUGGUUUUUUUGAGCAAAGAAAUGGAGAUUACCCAUGUGCUGGAUCCAUGGUUGUGUACACUCAUCCGGAAACGGAUAAAGAAGAUAUUUUAAUUAAAGGACCUACAUCUGAAGAUAUUGAACUUCAAUACGUAUUCGUUGCUAAUUAUAAUCCUGGAGUUCAUUACGAAUACUUCACUAAGAAUAGCAGUUCUUUUACAUACUCCCCCAAAUAUUCCUGGGAUUUCGUCGAUUGGUCGGAAUGCAGCGCGAAAUGUGGGGGUGGCACUAUGCUUUCAGAACCUACGUGCAUUGAGCAACAAUCAGGAAAGGUGACCAAUAGUUUUUGUUCUGGUGUUCCACGUCCGGAAACCAAGAGCCGAAUAUGUAAUGAACAUCCUUGCUCUGCAAAAUGGCGAGUCAGCCAGUGGAGCAAAUGCAGCGCUUGUGAUGGGAAAAAAGGGUUCCGACAUCGAAAGGUGCAAUGCGUCAAACCAGGAGCUCACUCCGGAGAGGACGAUGUUCAGUCUAAUUUAAAUGCUUGUAGGGGUCGCUCCCCGAAACAAAAAAUUGAAUGUGUGGGAGACAGACCAUGCAAAAAAAUCUGCAAAAAGGUCAGAGAAACCCAAAAGUCACCAGCGACAAGUCGCUCUCUUAGUCUCGAGGAAGAGCGUCAACUCAUGGACAAUUUUGUGGAUGUUGGUCUCGAACGAUACCUCGAGUCCCGGAGCGUUUCCGGUAAUGUCAACUCCGGGAAAAGAAGCGCUGCCAAAAACUUUAGACAGUUGUUGCAUGAUUGGGUGGAAAGCCACAAAGCAAAGAAAAAGCGAACCUGUGAUCUAAAGAAUUAUAAUAAUCACGUCAAAUUUACGACUACGAAACGCGGUUCCAUCAUCAAGGAUACGGCUCCUAUAGAUCAAGAGAUUCUGAUCGUAGCACCUUAUAGGGAUGACCUACUGCGAUCCAACAUGUCUGAUCAGGCCUUCCAAGAGGCUGGCGAUUCUGUUGGAGUUUCUCUCGAUACUAAAAAUAAGAAGAUUUACAGAGGUAAGGAUGCAAUUAAUAUGGAGAAGAUGAUUUUGCACCACAAUGUUUCGGAAGAUCUUGUCAGUAGCUGUGGAGCGACUAAGAAAUCUGGUAGACGUAGAUAGUUCACCUUAUUAUAUUGUAGAUUAAAUUAAAAACUUUGUACGUUGUGUAUGGUAUGAUAUGAAUAUAGUCAAUAUUGAUUCUAAAUAUUAUUUCCAACCCACAAAUUGAUUAAUUUUCUCCCUAUAUCCUUGUU